GAUGAGGGAAGUGCGAACGCGACUAAGAAGGGUGUUAUUUCCUUCGGCCUGAUGAUUUUGCGCGUUACUAAAAGAAAUCCCCUUGAUUUCAAUGGUUAUGGCUGCUACUGUGGACUUGGUGGGGAAGGCAAACCCGUGGAUGAUUUGGACAGGUAAUCUAACAAAGCUUUCUUUAGAUCAGCAUUACUGAUUUUCCAAGUACCCUGCGUGAUGAUUACAUUGAAAAGUUGAGGAGAGAGAAAAACAUACUGUCCGCUCCACUUUGUACACCACAGGAUUAAACCCAGUGGUGAAAUUACUUCAUUUAAAUAGUUGGGUGGAAUAGUCGACAAAACCCAAAGGAAUGGAAAUGGACCCUUGUAAUCUAUUAACCUAUCAUGCUCUAUCAUUUUAAAAGGAGUAUACGCUCAUAAAGUUGUCAGAAGAUGAUAAUGAAGCGUACUAUUCUGUUAGACAAGAACUGUUACCCCCCAAAAGUAGACACCAAGAACAACAUUAAAAAGAUUAAAAAGUGGAUAAAUCUAUUUCAGGUGUUGCCAAGUUCACGACAAAUGCUAUGGCGACAUUAUGCGGUCGAAGGUUUGCCCUUUCAAGAAAGGAGUUUAUGUUCUCCCCUACUCAACAAAACGGAAUCACCCUACCGAAUGCGGUAAGUCAAAGAAAAUGACUUACGUAAUCCUAUGCAUAAAGGUAAAAACGUCUGUUAUGUAGUUUAGCUGGUUUUAUUGUGUGUGUGCUUUUGCUUUUUUAUAGGUUAAUGUUCAGUUGUACUCAGUUUUCGUUUUCCAGUUUCUUUUUUUUUUUUUAAGAUAAUUCGUUACCAUAUACCUGAACUUACGAGCACAUUUUAGAAAUUUCGUUGGCUGUGGUACAUUAGGGGAACUUGAAACAGUUAUUUUAAUUGGUUCUCUGUUGUAAAAAUUUUAACUAAAUUCUCUCAUUUUACUUCAGAACCUCCAUCUCAUUACUGGUUUUGGAAAAAAUGCCGCUUUCGCUUGUGCAAGUGCGAUGCAGCUGCUGCUAAAUGCUUUAAGAAGAGUCGCUAUCACAAGAAGUAUAGAAAAUACCCACAGAACAAGUGUAGGAACGGCAAGCCUUCUGAAAAGUGACGAAGAAACAUCGCAACUGUUUUCGCUUUGAGUUUGUAAUUGUUUGCUAGAUGAAUAAAAGAGCAAAGAUCCCUUUUAGUAUAGUCUGGCUUCGUAGAAACUGCCACAGGUACAUGUCGCCUACCGAUUAUUUUUGUUGAUUUGGUGAUGUCGUUUCGAAAAAAUAACCCAACCGUAUAUUAUUUUAAACCUUUUCCAUCAAUGUACUUUACCAAAUCAACAUAGAGUAUCUGGCCUACAGAACAUUGAACUAUCUUAAAUCCCGGUUUACUGCGUCAAACUUAAAGCCAGAGUUUCUGAAGAACUACUAACACCAGAAGCAAAUAUCAGUUUCAUCUUCUUAGAAAAUGAUCCAGUGCGCAUGACUAUGCGACCAAAUCAAUUUACCAGUUUCACUUCCUUGUUAGAAAUACACAAACCAUUCACGUAAAUAGUUUAUUUACAAUGUUUUCUUUUUCAACGUGUACGUGUCACAUUUAAGUAAACAUGUUCAUCCCAGUAAUUCAUUGGUGCAUAGACUCCAUGUAAACUUCAGGUUUUUAUAAAUUUUACUACAUCCAUUUUGGAACCACUGGUGGUCCCUCUAAUUGGCUCUAUUUAUUCACGAAUAGCAGCAUUUUUUGCUCUAAAUCGUAUCUUCUGUCCAGCCAAUGAUAAAGUUACACUUAAGAUAAAACAACCAAUCAGAUUUCAAGGCUUGUUUAAAUUAAUCAAUAAAAUUGCAGGAAAAUGAAAGACAAAGAGUAUCAUGACGCAAAUUUUGCAACUUUUGUUUCAAAACUCUUAUUUCCCCCAAAAUGGAUGAAUUUAAUUACUUCCAGUUUUUGAAUGAUGACAAUGAGAUCCUUCAGGCUGAAGACCAACAUUCCAGGGAUUUUACCACUUUUCGUGUACAUUUUGGUGAAUAUUUUGACGAUUUUCUACCUUCUCGAGCUCAAAAUCCGCGCGAUCCCGAGUCCACUGAGUCAGCAACAAACGAAGAAAAUCAAGAGCCACCUAAAGAGUUGGAUUUUUCAAGAUUUCCUAUCAUUUCAAGCAAUGAAAUGAAUGAGCUUAAGUCUGUCGCUUCGAAUAAAAAUACGUGCCGCUAAACACAACAAUGGAUGAAUGUUUUAAGAAGCUGGUGUCAAUGCCGCCAUCUUGAAUAUGUCUCCAUCGAAACAAUGGCGCCUGAAGAGCUUGACAAGGUCCUGAGUAAGUUUUAUGCCGAAGCGAAAAAAAAAGGAUGGAGAUAAUUACGAGCCAGAAUCCCUUAAAAUCACGCUGAGUGCCAUUGAACGGUAUUUAAAGGAGAAGAACUAUCCAUUGAGCAUUGUGCGAUCGAGGGAGUUUCACUCCUCACAAGAAAUCCUCAAUGUGAAAGCAAUUUCCCUGCGUCAACAAGGAAAGUGAAAGAGACCCAACAAAACUCAGCCAAUCACACCUGAAGAAGGGUCAGCCCUGUGGGAAAAAGGUCAGUUAGAUGAUUUCACGACAAAUGCUAUGACGACAUUAUACGGUCGAAGGUUUGCCCUUUCGAGAAAGGAGUUUAUGCUCUCCCCUACUCAACAAAACCGAAUCACCCUGCCGAAUGCGGUAAGUCAAAGAAAAUGACUUACGUAAUCCUGUGCAUAAAGAUAAAAACGUCUUUGCUAGGUAGUUUAGCUUGUUUUUUUGUGUGUGCUUUUGCUUUUUUAUAGGUUAAUGUUCAGUUGUACUCAGUUUUCGUUUUCUAGUUUCCUUUUUUUAGAGAUAAUUCAUUACCAUAUACCUGAACUUACGAGCACAUUUCAGAAAUUUCGUUAACUGUGGUAUAGUAGGGGAACUUGAAACAGUUAUUGGAAUCAGUCCUCUGUUGUAAAAUUUCUGGAAGAAGUUCUUUAAAAAUAGUAGACAACAGUAUUUUAACAUAAAUUCAUUUUACUUCAGAACCUGCAUCUCAUUACUGGUUUAAAGGAGAAUGCCGCUUUCGCUUGUGCAAGUGCGAUGCAGCUGCCGCUAAAUGCUUGAAGAAGAAUCCCUAUAACAAGAAGUAUAGAAAAUACCCGCAGGACAAAUGCAAGAAUGACAAGCCUUCUAAAUUUGAUGAAGAAACAACACAACCGUUGUUUUUCAUUUGA
Molecule: messenger RNA, 3208 nt
Organism: Pocillopora meandrina
Lineage: Eukaryota; Metazoa; Cnidaria; Anthozoa; Scleractinia; Pocilloporidae
Source: the annotation of a GenBank genome assembly